This is a messenger RNA of Ceratitis capitata (Mediterranean fruit fly), 920 nucleotides long. RefSeq names its product adenylate kinase (gene Ak2). NCBI's taxonomy places the organism in Eukaryota, Metazoa, Arthropoda, Insecta, Diptera, Tephritidae. Bases 109 to 828 code for a protein of 239 amino acids. Gene Ontology annotation, biological process: ADP biosynthetic process. The transcript has 4 exons. Gene Ontology annotation, molecular function: AMP kinase activity; ATP binding. Gene Ontology annotation, cellular component: cytoplasm; mitochondrion. The record is from RefSeq and is a predicted model, not a curated record.
ACAUCAACCAUCCUAUCUCUAGUUUAAACAAUUGACCGAUUGUGUAGGUUUGAUUGGCAAUUGCUGCAUUUCUGUCUAAUAAAAUUGUCUGCAAUUUAAGUUGAAAGAAUGGCGCCACAUGCGACUGCACCAUUACCACGGUAUGAUGAAGAAAUCGGGAUAAACGCCAUAUUACUAGGUCCACCAGGAUCCGGUAAAGGGACACAAGCUCCUAAGCUGAAGGAAAAAUUUUGCGUAUGCCACUUGUCCACCGGUGAUAUGCUCCGGGCUGAAAUAUCUUCGGGAUCUAAAUUAGGAACAGAGUUGAAGAAGGUAAUGGAUGAAGGAAAAUUAGUUUCCGACGAACUAGUAGUGGAUAUGAUUGAUAGCAAUUUAGAUAAGGCAGAAUGUCGGAAUGGAUUUCUUCUUGAUGGUUUUCCUCGUACAGUGGUGCAGGCUCAAAAGCUAGACGACUUACUUUCUAAAAGAAAUACUAACCUUGAUGCCGUAAUUGAGUUCUCAAUAGAUGAUAGUUUGCUAGUACGAAGAAUAACAGGACGGCUGAUUCACCCACCUAGUGGCCGUUCAUAUCACGAAGAAUUCGCUCCACCAAAAAAGGACAUGCGUGACGAUAUUACUGGCGAACCUCUUAUAAGACGCAGUGAUGACAAUGCAGAAGCAUUAAAAAAACGGUUGGAAGCGUACCAUAAACAAACCAAACCAUUGGUUGACUAUUAUGCCGUAAGAGGUCUGCACUUCAAAGUUGAUGCAGCUAAAAAAGCUAGUGACGUUUUUUCACGAAUUGACAAUAUUUUCUUGAGUCAACGACGAUCUCGUCAGAUAUUAUGAAAUCAGUGCGAAAAACUGUUAUAACAGUUCUUAAGACAAGUUGUAUAUUUCCAUUUUACAGUUUUUAAUAAAAUAGCCAACUGUAAAAAAUA